CCGAGGGGCCGCCGGCCAUGCUCAGCAGACACCAGGCAGGGGAAAUAAGCUGUGCUCAGCAGUGACGGACUUGGAGUCGCGGACCUCCGUCACCCAGCCCUCUCCUGAAGCCGUUUCCAAGCUUUGCAGGGACUGGCUGGAGCGGCUGCUUCACGUGGCAGACACUGACGACACCCGCAAGGAGCCCCGGUCGGCCAGGGGUGCAGGCAGGGCCGAGGGAGGGUUCUUCGCAUCCCCCCAGCCCUGCGUCUCGCCAUGGAGCAGGUCAGCAGCUUUUUCCACGCCAUCUGGACGUUCAUCCACUCCAAGCACCAGGAGGGCGUCUACAACACGGUCUGCCUGGCUGUGCUGAUGGCGCUGCCAGCCCUCGUCCUCCUGGCCAGUCUGUUCGUCUGCUGCCACUGCUGCUUCUGCGGCCGGCGGCAAAGGGACGGUCGGGGCUCCCGCAGGAGCAGCAGCAGCAGCCCCUCCCAGUGGAAGAAGCGGGGCAGGAUGCUGAGGAAGAAGAAGGAAGAGGACCUCUGGAUCUCCGCGCAGCCCAAAAUGUUCCUGCUGGAAAAGAGGCCGUCGCUGCUGGCCUAGGAGAAGGGGGCGGACGAGAGACGUUCCUGCUCCCCGUGAGGGUUUCGCGGCACUUUGGGCACGCGGUUGGCAAACUGGACUGUCUCCCUGGUCAGGGUGAUGCGCGGCUUUUCUUAGAAAACAAAGCUUUGGGGAGGAAUGUCCUGAGAUGUUGUGGAAAGUCCCCUUGUGGGGGGCGUGCAUUUGUAAGCACACUGCUAACUGCACCCGGGUGGGAGGCGCUGUUGCCCCUGCCAGGAGCAUGCGAGUCCCCAUGCACCCGAGAACAGACUCGCGCGUGCCCGCCAGCACAUCUGCGGCAUCUGCGGCCUUGGACUAAACGUUCGUGUCUGCAUCCUUCAGCCCAACUAACCAAUCUCGCACUGACAGCAAGAUGUGCACUAGCCAGCAGCGCCUGCUGCACGCCCAUGUUUGUGUCACAUGCACUGCCUUAGAGGCCCACGCGUGGGAGCACACAGCAGCCAGGCGAGCUCAGCCGAGCUUCCAAUGUGCAGGGCUGCCGGCACAGCUGCCGACUGAGCGGGCAAGCAGUCCUUCUGGCUGCUCGCUUGAUCCCGGAGACAAUGCUGCUCUACCCUCCCCAGUAGCCCCGCGCCUUUUGGUUUCAUUCCCUGAUUGAAAGCGGCGUCUCUUUCAUCCUUCUAAGCUCCUUUUUUGUUUGCUCUGACAACCAAUUCUCUCCCGAAAGCAGCAUACAGCAGUGCAAAACCUGUCCUGCACCUGUCUCUGAUUCCCUGGUAUUCUUGGCACACCCAUUUACUUAGGAGCAAGUUCCCCUAGAAUCAUAGAAGAGCAGAGUCAGAAGGGGCCAUGAAGGCCAUCUAGUCCCACCCCUGCUGCUGCAGGACACCAAGUCACACUACCCCACUCAGGUGGCUGCCCAGUUUCUUUCUGAACAG
Varanus komodoensis (Komodo dragon) is the source of this 1481-nucleotide messenger RNA. Its product is annotated as KIAA0040 ortholog. Lineage: Eukaryota; Metazoa; Chordata; Lepidosauria; Squamata; Varanidae. The record is from RefSeq and is a predicted model, not a curated record. The transcript is spliced from 4 exons. The coding region runs from base 256 to 582 and encodes 108 amino acids.